AUGGGCAGGAUUAUUUUCUAUGAGGAAAGGAACUUCCAGGGUCGCUCCUAUGAGUGCAACAGUGACUGCUCUGACAUCCACAUGCACCUGAACCGCUGCAACUCCUGCAGGGUGGACAACGGGUGCUUUGUGGUGUACGACCGCCCCAACUUCAUGGGCAACCAGGUCUUCUUGAGGAGAGGGGAGUACUCGGAUUUCCAGCGCAUGGGGAGCAUGAUGGGCAUGAUGGGUAUGGCGAUGAUGGACACCAUUCGUUCCUGUCGCAUGAUCCCAAUGCACAGGGGACAGUUCAGGAUGAGGAUUUACGAGAGGGAGAACUUCGGAGGCCAGAUGCAUGAGCUGAUGGACGACUGUGAGUCUCUCCAGGAUCGCUAUUACAUGUCUGACUGCCAGUCCUGCAACGUGAUGGACGGCCACUGGCUGAUGUUCGAGCAGCCCAGCUACAGAGGCCGCAUGAUGUACGUGAGGCCAGGAGAGUACAGGAACCUCCGGGAGAUGGGGAUGAGCAACAUCAUGAGAAUCAGCUCCAUCAGACGCAUCAUGGACAUGUGCUGA
Molecule: messenger RNA, 555 nt
Organism: Toxotes jaculatrix (banded archerfish)
Lineage: Eukaryota; Metazoa; Chordata; Actinopteri; Toxotidae
Product: gamma-crystallin M3-like
Exons: 3
Coding region: 1-555 (184 amino acids)
Biological process (GO): lens development in camera-type eye; visual perception
Molecular function (GO): structural constituent of eye lens
Source: RefSeq, a predicted model, not a curated record